Molecule: messenger RNA, 547 nt
Organism: Microplitis demolitor
Lineage: Eukaryota; Metazoa; Arthropoda; Insecta; Hymenoptera; Braconidae
Product: protein stunted
Exons: 4
Coding region: 96-269 (57 amino acids)
Biological process (GO): proton motive force-driven mitochondrial ATP synthesis
Cellular component (GO): mitochondrial inner membrane
Molecular function (GO): proton-transporting ATP synthase activity, rotational mechanism
Source: RefSeq, a predicted model, not a curated record
AUGUACAGUUUCUGCUGUUCCAUAACCAUCAAGAUCAAUUCCUCCAUAAAUUAGUGUUGAGUUGAAUAAAAAAGUUUAAUAAAUAAAAUAAAAAAAUGGCUGCGUGGAGACAAGCUGGAUUAAACUACAUCAACUUCUCACAAAUUGCUGCUAAAUUAGUGCGCCAGGCACUGAAGGCAGAGUUCCGUACUGCUGCUGCAAAACGUGAGGACUCCAGCGUUAAAUUUACUUUGUGGAAAGAUGGGAAACCAGUCACCGAAAAAAUUUGAAUACAUCGAGUAAAGCCACAUAAACAGCAUCGCAGAUCGGUAGAGAACUUCACUCAUCCCACACCAUAAUUACCAUAAAUAUAAAUUAUUAAAGGAUAUAUAUUUAUAUAUAUAUAUUACCAUCCGCAAUGGUAAUUAAUAAAUUUUGGCCACAAUAAAUUAAUAAAAUUACUAAAUUCGUCAUCUUACAACCGGACAAUGGGCUUUGCAGUGAACUAAAAUCAUGUAUAAACACAUAAGUUAAUAAAUAAAUAAAUAUAAUAAAAUAUGAAUAUCAA